This is a messenger RNA of Amphimedon queenslandica, 1584 nucleotides long. RefSeq names its product pantothenate kinase 3-like. The transcript has 7 exons. Gene Ontology annotation, cellular component: nucleus; cytosol. The record is from RefSeq and is a predicted model, not a curated record. NCBI's taxonomy places the organism in Eukaryota, Metazoa, Porifera, Demospongiae, Haplosclerida, Niphatidae. Bases 138 to 1400 code for a protein of 420 amino acids. Gene Ontology annotation, biological process: coenzyme A biosynthetic process. Gene Ontology annotation, molecular function: pantothenate kinase activity; ATP binding.
UGAAAACAAAUUGUAGACGCAUGAUAAGGUGAUCAUUUCUCUCUCGAGUCUUGUCUCGCCUGAUAAACUGAUUGACUGAUUCUCACGACAAUAAGACACCUCAAUCUUUCUUUUCAUCUCUAGACCUUUCAUUUAGAAUGGAUACGGACGAACUAUUUGCCGAAAGCCCAAUAUCUGACCGUCCUUCCUCCCUCAGCUCUUCUUCAGAGUCUCUUUAUUCUUCAUCUUGUUCUACAGCAGUGACAGGACUGCCUUUUACUCGGGUGCAUUUAGAUAGCCAAUGGUUUGGUGUUGAUAUUGGUGGCUCGCUAGUUAAAUGUGUUUAUUUCGAGUGUCCUGUCGCCAAUGGAUCCAGCCAAGAGGAAUCACUCGGUAUAGCAGAAAUGAGAGAGUUUUUAAAGUCUAAUCGAACGUACGGGUCUUCAGGGGUACGUGAUGAUCAUUUAGAGAUGCCUUCUCAAGAGUUUGGUGGUCGAAAAGGUACACUCCAUUUCAUAAAGUUUGCCACCUCACGGAUGUCAGGAUUCAUGAACAUGGUCCGAGAAUAUAACCUCAAUGACUUUUCAAAAGUAGUCUGUGCCACUGGAGGCGGGGCUUUUAAAUUUGAAGACGACUUUCAAGAAAGAUUAGGUAUAGCAUUACACAAGUACGAUGAGAUGGAAACCUUGGUACGAGGAGUUCAGUAUUUCUGUCGACACUUACCCGACGAGUGCUACUACUGGGAGAACCCUAAAAAACCCGACCUGGCGAGAAAGAAAGUAUUUAAAUUUGAUCCUGGGAUCUAUCCAUUCAUUAUUGUUAAUAUUGGAUCGGGAGUCAGUAUAUUACAUGUCACUGGUCCCUCACAAUUUAAACGUAUUGGAGGGACCAGUGUAGGAGGUGGUACCUUCCUUGGGUUAUGUUCUUUACUGACUGGCUGUGAUAACUUUCAAGACGCCAUCACACUAGCAGAGAAAGGAGAUCACACCAAAGUAGACAAGAUGGUGAGAGAUAUUUAUGGAGGCGACUACCACAAGCUUGGUCUCUCUGGAAACGUGGUAGCUUCAAGCUUUGGUCACAUGAUGCAUAAAGAUCGUAGGGACGAGGCUAGCCCAGCUGAUCUUGCUCGUGCUUCACUUGUGACAGUCACCAAUAACAUUGGAGCCAUUGCUAGAAUGUGUGCAUCAAUAGUGGGUAUAGAGCGUGUAGUGUUUGUUGGUAACUAUUUGUGUGAUAAUGUUCUUUCUACUCAAAUGCUCUCAUAUGCAAUGGAGUAUUGGUCACAGGGUAGCAUAAGAGCACUCUUCCUUAGACAUGAAGGAUACUUUGGAGCACUAGGUGGUAUGAUCAUGAAACUGGAGGAAGAAUUGGCAACAGAAAGUGGCAAGGAAGAUGACUACAAGAGAUCUGACUCUGAGUAAAUGAAUUGAACCAGUUUAUAAGAAACAAUCAUGCAUCCAGUUCUUAUUUAUAUUUAUCAUUUAUCGUUUUUUGCUUUUAUUUUUUUGAGUGAUUUUUUCUCAUUUAUUUCUUUCUUCCCAAGUAUACUCUGUUCUCUCUCUGAUUCACAAUAUUAAUUUUAUUUUAUCAGUUCAUUAAUGAUAA